CUGGCGUUUUGCAGGCAGUGCCAGCCAGCAAAAAGAGGUCUUGAAUUGGAGUAGUGGGAGUGCACCAGAUUUCAGCAGUCCCUCCAAAGAGCCCAAAUUCCUCGGUACUUCUGCCUUGUUAGCGUCGGGAGACCUCAGCGUUGGAAAAGCAGCCUGCCUAGGAAUCAAUCAGGUCAAGAAAUUUCACAAGUGUGGACAGGGAAUUUAGGCACCCCCUGCCCUCCAAGCUACCACCGCCAUGGUGCCCUGGGAAGAGCCAGAACGGCUGGUAUGGCGCCCAGAAGCAGUGCCUGCAGUGCCUGUGGGGCUGGAAAUAAAGAUGGGUGCCCUGGUAGUGCUGCUGGUGCUCACCUUGUUUUGCAGCCUGGUGCCCAUCUGUGUGCUUCGACGUCCCAGUGCCAACUUUGAGGCCUCAGCCUCUAGAAAGAAAAUCCUGAGCCUGGUGAGCUGCUUUGCAGGUGGUGUUUUUCUGGCCACCUGUCUUUUGGACUUGCUUCCAGACUACCUGGCUGCAAUAGAUGAGGCCUUGAGUGCCCUACGAAUCACACUUCAGUUCCCACUACAGGAGUUCAUUCUCGCCAUGGGUUUUUUCCUGGUUCUGGUGAUGGAGCAGAUUGUGCUAGCCUACAAAGAGCAGUCGGGACCCCUUCCAAGAGAGGAGACUCGAGCACUCCUGGGCACUGUGGGCAAUGCCCCUCCCCACUGGCAUGAUGGACCCGGGGCCGAAGGAACUUCUACUCCUUCAGCUUUACGGGCCUGUGUCCUGGUCUUUUCACUUUCCUUACACUCAGUAUUUGAAGGCCUUGCGGUAGGCCUGCAGCGAGAGCGAGCCCGGGCAAUGGAGCUGUGUCUGGCACUGCUCUUGCACAAGGGGGUCCUAGCUGUCAGUCUGUCCCUACGGCUACUGCAGAGCCGGCUUCGGGGUGGAGUGGUGGCUAUUUGUGGGGUCCUUUUCUCCUGCAUGACACCAAUGGGUAUUGGGCUGGGGGCUGCACUAGCAGAGUCAGCAGGACCUCUGCACCAGCUGGCCCAAUCAGUGCUAGAAGGCAUGGCAGCAGGUACCUUCCUCUAUAUCACUUUCUUGGAGAUCUUGCCUCAAGAACUGGCUGCUUCUGAGCAGAGGAUCCUCAAGGUCAUCCUACUUCUAGCUGGUUUUGCCCUGCUCACUGGUCUGCUUUUUAUUCGUGUUUGAAUGACCUCUGAGGGAUGGGGGGUGGGUCAGAUGCUCCUGGAGCUUCUUUAGAAAAGAGUAAAUGGGAGCUUUGGGAGUGCAUAUGAUGGGGAUUGGGGAGGUGCAGUGGAUUGGUGGGUGUUGUAGACAGGACCCUAGAGAACGACCAGUAAAAUAUGAGACAAAGAACAAAGAUAAAGAUAAAACUCCCCCGGAAUGUGGUGGGAAGUGUAGAGGGGAGGAAAAAAAAAAAACUAGAAAAACACUAGACAAGCCAAACAAGGACAUGUGAACAGAUGAUAAACUUACAAGGAUUGAAACACUAAGGAUAGAGCCAUCAGAGAGUGAGGAGUUGGAAAGAAGUCUAGAGCCCCUUGGGUACUGAUUCUCUCCCAUUCCUGUACUCUCCUGGAGAAGAUGCCUUUUUCUUCUCCUGGGCCCAUCCCCUUUUCAGUAUUGCUUUUUUUUUUCCCCUUAAAGGGCACGAUGCCUAACUACAUCUAUAGGCCAAGUUCCUUGCCCUCAGCUGAACUUCCAUUCCUUCUAUAAAGUGCCAAAACCUCCCACCCCUCCUUUCACAAAGCACAUUGGUAUCGGGCCUUGGCAGGCAACUAAAUAGGCACUGUGCUGCCUGCUGCUGAUUUCCAGUGACCUUUCACCCUGCCUGGGGCUGGGGGUAUCUAACCUGGUGAUCUUGCCCAGGUGCCAAAGGCUGAACUGCCUAAACUCUUUUUUAUACCAGAGAAGCCCUGGAAGCCUGCCUCCCAGGGGUAUUUUUGGAGGAGGGUGGAUGGGAGGGAAGGGGAGGAGGGCGGGAUGGGGACCGGGAGGGAGAGGGAUAUGUUCUGUAUAAUCUAUUUUACUAAACUGACGCUUCCGGGAUCAGCUUCCCGAAUAAAAAGAUGUUCCUAUA
Messenger RNA from Antechinus flavipes (yellow-footed antechinus), 2084 nucleotides. It is a transcript of the gene SLC39A1, whose product is annotated as solute carrier family 39 member 1. Bases 239 to 1192 code for a protein of 317 amino acids. The record is from RefSeq and is a predicted model, not a curated record. Lineage: Eukaryota; Metazoa; Chordata; Mammalia; Dasyuromorphia; Dasyuridae. The transcript has 4 exons. Gene Ontology annotation, molecular function: zinc ion transmembrane transporter activity. Gene Ontology annotation, cellular component: plasma membrane. Gene Ontology annotation, biological process: zinc ion transmembrane transport.